Molecule: messenger RNA, 2122 nt
Organism: Sodiomyces alkalinus F11
Lineage: Eukaryota; Fungi; Ascomycota; Sordariomycetes; Glomerellales; Plectosphaerellaceae
Product: eukaryotic translation initiation factor 3 subunit D
Exons: 4
Coding region: 260-1996 (578 amino acids)
Biological process (GO): translational initiation
Cellular component (GO): eukaryotic translation initiation factor 3 complex; cytoplasm
Molecular function (GO): translation initiation factor activity
Source: RefSeq, a predicted model, not a curated record
GUAAACUCGGUGAACAAGAUGAACUUGGUACGAAAUGUCUAUCCAGUGCACCUUGUCAGCUGAUACCAGACGGCACUGAGUGAAAAUGGAAAAUUUGCCCCUUCCCUCCCCACAAAGUUUCACCCCACCAAAUCUGAAGUGCGAAAAUCGUUGACCGGAGGGGCCGCCAUAUCACCACGACUCCGUCCAUCGAAACCACAACAACUUCGCCAUCCGAACCGACGACAUCCGCAAUAGAAUAUACGCGGACAGAGUCAAUAUGGCGCAAACCAACAACUGGGUAGAUAUCGUGGAGAGCUGCCCGCCGGGCGACGGCUGGGGCCCUCCAGUCACUACCGACACCACAUUGAAUGGAGUUCCCUAUGCUCCCUUUUCCAAGGGCGACAAGCUUGGGCGCAUGGCCGACUGGACGACUGAUGGCAAGACGGAUGGUCGUGGAGGAAGACAGCAGUAUAACCGGAAUUACAGGGAUCAACAAGUUUACGGCUCAAACUCUGCCGUCACAUUCAAUGCCCCCCCUGCCGAGGACGAAUCUUCCUUCUCCGUAGUCAGCAACACUCGAGACACUGCCAAGACAAGGUACGGCCGAGGCGCCAUCUUCACCCGCGGCCGCGGUCAGCGUGGUGGCCGUGGCGACGCCCGGACAGCUCGCAGCUCCGCGCUUAACCGGACGGGUCCGCCAGUGGGACGUGGUGGCGGCUACAACGCGGAACGCGGCCGGGGUGGUGGUCAUCGCGGCCGCCGCUUUGGCUGGAAGGACUACGACAAGCCCCAGCGUAACCGCGACGCCAGCAUCAACAUCAAGCCCGACUGGACUCUUCUGGAGGAGAUGGAUUUCAACCGUCUUGUCAAGCUGAAUUUGGAGACGGACGACGGCGAGGACGUGGACAGCUACGGCUUCGUCUACCAGUACGACCGCUCCUACGACAAGCCGCCCGUCAAGGGCGCCGAGAAGAAGCUCACCCCGAUCGACCGCGCUGCCUACAACGUCACCACUUCGUCCGAUCCCAUCAUUCAGGAACUCGCGGAGAAGGAUGAGGCCGUUAUCUUCGCCACCGACAGCAUUCUGUCCGUGCUCAUGUGCGCCCCCCGCUCGGUAUACUCCUGGGACGUGGUCAUCGUGCGCCAGGGCAACAAGAUCUUCCUGGACAAGCGGGACAACGCUGCGCUAGAUAUGGUGACGGUCAACGAGAACGCCGCCGACGCGCCCCUCGAGGCCGAAGGUGGCAAGGAGGGGAUCAACAACCCGCCCGCCCUGGCCGAGGAGGCGACCUACAUCAACCACAACUUCGUCAACCAGGUCGUCAUCGAGAACGACAGCCGCCGGGUCGACAUGCCCCACGCCAACCCCUUCUACAACGCCUCUGAGGAUACGGAUCCGCCCGCCUCCAAGGCGUACAAGUACCGCCGCUUCGACCUGUCGACCGCCGACGAGGAGGAGAACCCCGUCCACCUCAUCGUCCGGACCGAAGUGGACGCCGUUCAGAAGAACGCCAUCUCGAGCGAGGACCAGUUCCUGACGAUCAAGGCCCUCAACGAGUUCGACUCCAAGGCCCAGGGUAGUGGUGGUGCUCUCGACUGGCGGACCAAGCUCGUGAGCCAGCGUGGUGCUGUCGUCGCCACCGAGAUGAAGAACAACAGCUGCAAGCUGGCUCGCUGGACCGUGCAGAGCAUCCUGUCCAAGUCGGAUGUUCUCAAGUUGGGCUUCGUGUCCCGUGCCAACCCACGCUCUAACGAUAAGCACGUUAUUCUCGGUGUUAUUGGCUGGAAGCCUCGUGACUUCGCUGCCCAGAUGAACCUUUCUCUUAACAACGGCUGGGGUAUUGUCCGCACCAUUGCUGACAUGAUUCUUGCCCGUGAGGACGGCAAGUACAUCCUCGUCAAGGACCCUAACAAGCCUGUACUCCGCCUUUACCAGGUUCCUGCCGGUAGCCUGGACGGUGAUGAGGACGACCAUGAGGAAGAGGAUGUGGCGGAGGAGAGUGCUGAUGAGUAAAACGAAGGCGCCUGGCGAGAUAAUAGCUGUGGAGGACCAGAUUGUUGCCCACUACACCAGCAAAAGUGGGAGAAUCGAUGGGGGAAAAGUUUCCGUGAUUAGCUAGGUAACUGGCUGGCGGGCAGC